Adineta ricciae is the source of this 5136-nucleotide messenger RNA. NCBI's taxonomy places the organism in Eukaryota, Metazoa, Rotifera, Eurotatoria, Adinetida, Adinetidae. The record is from the annotation of a GenBank genome assembly.
AUGUAUAGGCAAGGAGCAAGCACUCUGUUAUUUCUUUAUGUCUCUACUUUGAUAAUUGCCACAAUACCGGGUCGAGUUUUACUUUACGAUACUGAUAAUAACGAAUAUAUAGAGAAAUUUGAUUGUAUUUAUUACACCUACAAUGAUGGCGAAGAGAUUUCAUACUGUCAACGUCCGGGUGAAAGUAUGCAGCUCAAUCGAACUAGCGCACAGUGCGAGAAUGGUGGCGAAAAGAGACACUUUCUGGAGCUGCUCGAUCAGGAUAUUCAACCAAGUGAAAUUCUUCGAUGGAUUUCGAGCGUUGAAAUGGCCGAUCUGUAUGCCACUGUUUUCUACGAUCGAUCGCUGCUCGCAGAGAACGAUACCCGAUUUGUGUGCAACUGCACUCAAUAUGGAACAUUCGGGAAAUAUUGUGAAUAUCAGUUUACACAUCGAACGAAUGCAUUCAGCAAAGCAAUCCUAAAUCAGUUUGAUGAGAAACGAACGGGUGAUUUCUGGAACACGCAACGAUAUGGAAGUAUUCUCUGUUAUACUACUCUCCCUUGCGAAUCGAGUCCCCUCUGUCUCGAUUGGCGUGAGAUUUGUGACGGUGUUCAGAGAUGUUUAAAUGGUAUGGACGAGGAGAAUCGAGAUAAAUUAGAGUUCAACGAAUGCGAGGACGAUGAAUACCGAUGCAGUAAUGGUAUGUGCAUAGCUGAAGAAUUCUGGCUUGAUGGGGAUGUCGAUUGCAUGGACUGGAGCGAUGAACUUUAUCUUGGUAUGGAAGACGAAUGUCCGUUCGCGCCAAAAUCCAUAGAAUGUGAUGAACAUCUAUGCAUUCGUGGCAUGUACUCAUGCGGCGACGGACAAUGCAUUCUGUGGGGUGCUCGAAUGGCAUUCCAACGAUUUAACAUACCUUUUGGCGAGUGUUUCACCAAGCGCAAUUUGAACUAUAUGUGCGAGGUGAGCCCAUAUCGACCGGCCUGGACACUGGAGAGUGGACUAUGUUGGCCGGAUGAGAACUAUGAUGAUCUUCGGUAUCCUCCGUGGGAUAUGAUGAAUACAUCCAAUCUGACAGAAGCAGACAAAUGUCAGUACCUAUUUCGGUGUCUAUUAUCGGAAGGUGUCGAACGUGAUUGUCCGUGCAGGCUUCAGCGUUGCGUGCAAAUGAUGAUGGAUCUAUGUUCAAAACCCAGUCGCGUCAUUUUCUAUCCACCACCCGGAUUGAUUAAUUCGAAUGUUUUUGUUGCCUAUGACUACACUAAAUUUUUGUCAAAUCAAAAUUUUCACUUCUUUGGAGUGUACGGAAGCCUGAAAUGCCGAGGGUUUUUCUUUCGGACGCACCGGUUUCAUCCGCUAGAUACUAGUCUUUUGAUAAUUAUGCAGCAUCUCAUCAAUCAUGGACUGUGCACCAUCAAUGAUCCGGCAUAUGGAGACCGAGAUUUUUCAUCGCCUCUUCAAAACGAUAAGUUCUGCUGGAACGACUCGCUGACAUUCAACGGCCGCCCGUAUGCUGUUAAUCCUAACAUAUGUCUACGAGUAGGGGAAUGUAUCUCACAGUAUCGAAUCCGUGAUGGUACGUAUGAUUGUCUUGGGGGUGACGAUGAAGCCGUUGUGCUCGAAAGGAGCUAUUGUACGGGAAAUGUCGGACGACAACGUUUUCAAUGUUUCAACAAGGAACACAAAUGCCUCACAAUAGAAAGAUUGCGCACAUACGUCAUUGACUGUUCGAACAGCUACGAUGAAAGUCUGCACGGCAUUGGUAUCUCUUCUGAAGAUCAAGUGCAAUGCGUGAAAGGACACAUGACGAAUUGUCACCAACUGAAAGACUACAUCCAACAAUCAUCGAUCGGAAACUUGAAGAACCAGAGUGAUACGGCUGAUUACUCGCCUUCGAGCUCGACAAGCCGCAUCCCAUUCGCCUGGUACUGUGACACAUUUUGGGACUUGGAGGGAGACGUCGACGAAAUGAACUCUUCGUGCCUGCAUUGGGUAUGUCGCAACAAUGAAUACCAAUGUCGAACGGGACACUGUAUUCCAUUACGCUGGGUAUGCGAUGGCGAAUGGGAUUGUCCCGACGCAUCCGAUGAGGAGGCAAUUGUUUUGAUGAGAAACCAGUCAGUGCACAAUUUCCAACUCCAGAAUUUGUCUUCUCUGAUUCAACAGUGUCACGCUCUCUAUUUAAAACCGCCAUUUUCAAAUAUUUGCAAUACUACUUUCGAGCUCGGCUGUCUUAGAUCCCACGCGGCCAAUCCAUUGGAUAUUCACUCGCAUCGUCCGUGCAUCAAUCUCACGCAGAUUGGCGAUGGAAUCGAAGAUUGCUACAAUCAGUACGAUGAGAAGAACACGUUUAAGGUGAACUUCUUUGCCAAAACGACGUGGGGUUUCCAGUUUCAAUGUGCAGACGACUAUCGAACCUAUAGAGAUGUUUGCAGUAAUGGCAAAGUCAACUGCACCGAUAUUGUUUGUGCAAAGUAUCGAGACAAGGUUGGCGUCUGCUCCGAUAUCAAUGAUUUCAUUUGUUUUGAAGAUAAUCGCUGCAGGAAGAACGCAAGAUGCAACAAAGUAGUCGAUUGUUCUUUCGGCGAGGAUGAAUACUGGUGUCCGCAAAGUUCUGCGAUCAACAUAGACGCGUAUCGCCAGUCGAAAAAGAGAAGCUUAAGGUCAAUCAAGCAAGUUAUCGACUGGAUGCCGUUUGUACCUGAAGAAACGACGUCUUCCACUUCACGAACACUAUUCAAACUGAUCAGUGAUGCUCGAAAAGAUCAACAUGUCACAUCGCAUUCAUACCGAUGCAAUCGAGGUAUCGCGGUCAUCCGGAUCAAUGAAACGUACUGCUUAUGUCCGCCAGCUUACUAUGGUCGUUGGUGCCAAUUCUUCAGUGAUCGAAUCACUCUAAUUGCUCAUCUCGAUCGAACAACUCUGCCGAAGUCAUUGACGAAUGUCACUCUCAAAAUCAAAGCUCAUUUGACGUUCGUCGGCCAACUCAUCGAUUACCAUGAGUUCCAUGCGAUGCCAACAUUUGAGAACGGCAAUGUGAUCAAACAUCGAUUCUAUCUUCUGUAUUCUCGCUCUUUGUCAAUGCUUGCCCAUAAACGAUGGCGUUACUUCAAUCGAACGGAUGUCGUCAAUAAUCAUCCAUAUUCAGUGCAGCUCGAUGUCUUCGCUCUCGGAGCGAACGCGACUAUUCACGAGCUGGGCUCCUGGCAUUACCCCAUCUAUUUUGAUUAUUUACCGUCAUUUCGUCUGGCUGUUCGCCUGAGAUUCCCGGUGCUGUUUAAAAAUAUCACCCAUGAUCGCUGUGCGCAGAAUGAUUGUAAUGGAAACUCUACAUGUCUGCCAGUUCUCAAUCACAAUCAUUCGCAUUAUUGCUCAUGCAAGCGCGGCUACUACGGAACAAACUGUAACCUUUACGACUCUCACUGCGACAGUUAUUGUCUAACACAAGCCUUCUGUCGUCCUAUCGACCUGCAAGUUGGAAGAAAGCAGCACUGCAUCUGUCCGCUCGGUCAUUUCGGACCGCGCUGCAACUUAAAGUACGACGGGUGUUACUCGAGCCCAUGUGCGAACAACGGAACUUGCCUUGCUACUUAUGAUCGAAGUGAUGAAAAGCCUUACGCAUGCCGUUGCUCAAGCUUGUUCUACGGAGAACAAUGCGAACACGAAAAGGCUUCCGUUCGCGUUCAUUUUAACCACACCAAGACAACGCCUGUCCGAGCAGCUGUUGUUCAAUUGUUCGCUUUGACUGAUUCGUUGACUAUUCGAUACCAGGCAGUUUUUCACGGCUUACCAUCAACGAUUACUUACUACGAUCCCGAUACCGUUGCACCCUUUCUUGGAAUCCUCAAAACCUAUGCUGAUGUAUCACACCCUCAAUAUGCCAUCAUCUAUUUGCGAACGAAGCAAACGAUAAUUAAUGUCACUUCGUCGCCAUACGAUUGCCCUCCAAGUGCGUCGCCUCUGUUUCGUUACCAUCACAUUUGCCGAAACCAAACCGAGCGGUUGUGUUUUUAUGAUGAAGCCUUCCUUUGCAUCUGUCAGCGAGAUCAUUAUCGUGUUGACUGUUUCUUGUACGACACUCAACUAGAUCAGUGCGAUAAAUGUUUGUCAGCUGCAAAAUGUCUUCAAGGAAAUUUGAAAGAUGCUGACGAUGUCAUUUGUCUUUGUCCUUCAUGUCAUCAAGGACCUCGAUGUGAAUUCAGCAUGCAAGCAUUUGGCAUCACUCUCGAUUCGCUUCUGGUCGAGUGCUCAAGGAAAGUGAAGAUCAUGUAUGCCUCUAUUGUCUGUCUUCUUGUCAUCAUCGGAUUGUUCAAUAAUUACUGUUCGUUCGUCACAUUCAAACGACCGACGCCACGAAAGUUUGCCGUUGGCAAUUACUUGCUAAUUGUCAGCUGCUUCAAUAAGAUCGUCUUAUUCUGCUUGUUUUUCAAAUUUAUGCAAAUGCCUGCUGAAAUCAUUGAUCACAUCUCAUGUAAGACGUUUUCCUACGGUCUUUCCGUGAUGACACGAUCGACUUACUGGCUCACCACGUGGAUUACCAUUGACCGUCUUCUGUUGAUCCUCUUUCCGACGUCAUCAACUCGAUUAAGUCCUCGCAAAGCUAUCGGUAUCAGUGUGCUAACGCUGAUUAUUCUCGCCGCUAUGCAUGUACAUGAGAUAGUCUACUAUACAGUUGUUCAUCAUCGCUCUACUGCUUCACCAGUUUGCGUAACAAAUUUCCACACUCAUCUGGUUGCCACUUAUAAUCGAAUAUCUACUGUACUUCACUAUCUUUUGCCAUUUGCCUUUCAAGUUGUCUGCAUUACGUGCUUGAUUGUUCUCGCGUCGCACAGUCGUGUAAAAACGGCUGGUCAGAAUGAAACGUUCAGACAAGUGUUGAAGAAACAAUUUAGUACGCAAAAAGAACACUAUGUCACACCGACCAUCAUCAUUCUUUCGGCCAUGCCUCAAACGAUUCUCACGUUCAGUUUCGCAUGUACGCCUUUGCGCUAUUGGCAACGUCAUAUUCUACUUAGCGCUUAUCUACUCUCGUAUUUGCCGCAACUGCUCGGCUUUAUUCUCAAUGUGCUCCCAUCGACAAUCUACAAGAAGGAAUUUCGGUCGACAAGGUUCGGCCUAGCCGUUCUCCAGCGGAUCGAAAAUACAAUGAAAAAGUGA